Messenger RNA from Bactrocera neohumeralis, 2635 nucleotides. Its product is annotated as terminal uridylyltransferase 7-like. The transcript is spliced from 4 exons. The record is from RefSeq and is a predicted model, not a curated record. Bases 735 to 2552 code for a protein of 605 amino acids. Gene Ontology annotation, molecular function: RNA uridylyltransferase activity. Lineage: Eukaryota; Metazoa; Arthropoda; Insecta; Diptera; Tephritidae.
ACAAUAUAUACAUGUAUACUUACAUAUGCAAUCAAAAAAAUGAAGCUUAAAAAUUUGAAUAUUAUCUGAAUACAAUGUUAAUAUUGAUAUACCGUCAAACCUAGAUAAGCGAGAGUUCAAGGGAGAGUUUUCUUACUAAUCCAGUUCUCACUUACCCAGGCUUGACUGUAACUACGUUAUAAUUAAUGAAAAUGUCAAGUAUAAAGCUUCUCUUAGAACUAAUCUGUUUUCCGUCACAUAACCUCACUUGUUAUUAAAUUCAGUGUAAGUAUUUUUUGAAAUCUAUAGAAUAAAGUGAAAAACUUGGGAAUUUGAAAUGAAAACGAAAAGAAAUGAGUAAAUCUUUUCGGAAAAUAAGUGGCAUUCUUACUGCACAAAGGAAACCUAAAUUACACGAAACAUUUACCUAACCAUUGAAGGCGGUCCUCAUUUAUUGCAGCGCUUUGUUUUGUGCUUUUUGUGGUCGAAGAGUCCUUUUACCCUAAAAUGCGGCAUUGAGACACGAUUCUGUCAUUAAGAAAGUUACGAAGUAGUGCAUUUAGGUAGUGUGCUAGUUUAUGAAUGAAGAACGGCAUCUUGAUUUUUCAAAUUUUCGCUUAAAUAGCAACGAGUUCUGCGAUUUGCAAACAGUUGGGAAGUGUCUGCGAGCUAGUGAUAGUCUUAAACUUCUCCAUACUACUAAUAUUUAAAUCUCAGUAUUGUCAUUCUGAAUAGCGUAAGGCAAUUGAUCAGCUAUGACGGACGAAGUGCAAUUAAGUAAACGACUCUUGUGGGUGUUGCGUCAUGGAGCUGUGAAGGAAGGAAUUCCCAUACGUUUCGAUGGCUUUGUGCCAGUGACCGCCAUUCUGAACCACCCAAAAUUUGCUCGAGAUUUCAAUUUUAGAAAACUUCAAGAGAUUGUAAAGAAAGAUCAAGAGAAACGCUUAGCGCUGAGGCAUAAUAAAAAUGGCUUUUGGGAGAUACGUGCUAACGAUGGUCACUCAAUGGUCAAUGUAGCAAGAUCGCAUCCUUUCCAACCCUAUUACAGCGUCAAUUCAAUUAAUAAAGCAAUAUACGGCGCAUACCUACAAUUUGAACGAAUGUUCAUGGAAGAAUUUAAUGCUAUGGUACGUCCACAUGCGAAUUUCAAGACGUAUGGUUACAACCGCAAUUAUUAUGAGGAGAAUAAUGCGAUCAAUCCACCGAUUAAAACAGCUACCCUCGGACCCGUAAAUACCGUGAAUUCUAACGGAAACAAAGUCAAAACUAAAAAAAUAGAUUUCAAAUGCACCAUAUGCUCCAAAAAAUUCAGCAAGGACAAAGACUGUAUGAAACAUGAGCGUUGGGAACAUGACAUUAAAAGAUCAAGAAAGAGCUUAAGCGACAAAGUUGAGGAUAUCAUUGCCUAUAUAGAAUCGGACGAACAACAAUUAUUGCAAAAGGAGUCACUAAAUGCUCUACAGAACUGUGAACCAGGGCAAGAGCUUAGCAGUAUUUUUAAACAACACAAAAUGAAUGACGAGACCUUAAGUUCGGUUUACAAGAGCAUCGAAGCUUGUCUGAAGAAUGUACUACGGCCGUUAAAAGGGGUAGAACUACAUCCUUUCGGGUCCAUUGCAAGUGGUUUAGCUUUAAAGGACAGUGACAUCGAUUUGUAUAUUGAGCUUCUCGACAACACCCAAACCACCGGGAAUUCCACAAGACAAGCAUUUAAUCGCAUCAAUAUUAUUUUACAACGUAGCAACGACUUCAAUGAAGUUAUUCCGAUUCGACAAGCUCGUGUGCCGAUUAUAAAAUGUAAGCACACCCCCACUGGGUUCAGGUUGGACAUAAAUCUAUCAUGUUCCAGAGGUGUACACAAUACCAAAUUCGUGCGAGACCUGCUGCAAUUCGACAACAGAAUUCAUGAGUUAAUUACCUUCCUCAAAAUAUGGGCUAAGCAGUUACAAUUAAUUGGUCGAGGGAAUAUGAGCAGCCACUGCCUUAUUACACUGGUAUUAUUUUAUUUACAACAACCACAAUCGAAUCAACCGGCUGUGCUGCCAGCAGUUAAAGAUCUCCAAGAGAAUGUUCCUGAUAAUUUGAUAAUGGGUGUGAAUUACGCAUAUCAACUUCAAGAAAAAACAUCUCAGAUACCACAGGAAUGGACCACAUCAAAACUAAUUGAAGGCUUUUUCAAGUUUUAUCGCUGCUUUGAAUUCGAAAAAAUGCUUAUAUCACCAUAUUUGGGAAAAGCGAUACCCCUUGAUAAGUUUAAAAAAGGUCUCUUCAAGUUUCCAGCUUAUGAUGCUCAGCAGUGUGAUGUGGCCGCCGUGAGUAACGAACCUGUACAGCCGAUUCCGCUGGCUGAUCGUUGUGUUUGUGUACAGGAUGCGUUUGUUCUAAGCCAUAAUGUUGGCAAAGCGAUAUCUCGACUCCAUUUGGAAUAUUUUCGAAAAUGCCUAAACCUUGCUUGUGAUGUAUACGAAGAUGUAGAUAUUUCAACAGAUGCUCAACGAUACGAGGCACUACUUUAUGGCAUUUUUGAACGGGUGGCUCAAUCGGUGAAUAUAAAGUUCGCUUUCCCAAGAUAAAUUUUGUACAAGUAGGAGCAAACCAGAAAAUUAGAAAUUAAGAGCUUACAUAUAAUAUCAAAAUUGAAUUAAAUAAAGUUGAA